Penicillium malachiteum is the source of this 648-nucleotide messenger RNA. Its product is annotated as ribosome biogenesis protein RRS1. Gene Ontology annotation, biological process: ribosome biogenesis; ribosomal large subunit export from nucleus; ribosomal large subunit biogenesis. Bases 1 to 648 code for a protein of 215 amino acids. The transcript has 2 exons. The record is from RefSeq and is a predicted model, not a curated record. Gene Ontology annotation, molecular function: protein binding. Gene Ontology annotation, cellular component: nucleolus; preribosome, large subunit precursor; nucleus. Lineage: Eukaryota; Fungi; Ascomycota; Eurotiomycetes; Eurotiales; Aspergillaceae.
AUGACAGACGUCGAGAUGGCCGGCUCCAAAGCCGAGAGACUUCCCAUUACAGUCGAGAAGCCCACACCCUACACUUUCGAUCUGGGUAACCUUAUGGUCAAUGACCCUAACCCCGUCGAGCUCCCACAAGGCGAAUCAUUGAACGCUUCCCUGCAAGCCACCGCCCGCGACGGUGCGCAGUGUCUCCUCAACCAACUCCUGACAACAUGCAACAUUACCUCUUCCGCUCAGCACGGUGUGCUCCUCUCUCUGCCUGCACCAAACACCAAGCUUCCCCGCCACAAGCCCCUCCCUACCCCCAAGCCACCAACGAAGUGGGAGCUGUUCGCGCGCAAGAAGGGUAUCGGCAAGUACAGCCAGAACCCCGGUGUUGCGCUUGCGGAUAAGGAGAGACGCAAGAAGCUUGUAUACGACGAGGCAUCUGGCGAGUGGGUUCCACGAUGGGGAUACAAGGGCAAGAACAAAGAUAAGGAGGACCAGUGGCUUGUUGAGGUUGAUGAGUCUAAGUGGAAGAAGGAAGAGGAGGCCGGUGAGAAGGGAGGUAACAUUCGGGGAAUGUCUCGUACAGAGCGCAAGGAACGCAUUAAGAGAAAUGAGCGUAAGAUGCGGGCAAAUGACCGCCGUGCUAAGAAGCCUGGUAGCGGUUAA